Molecule: messenger RNA, 951 nt
Organism: Medicago truncatula (barrel medic)
Lineage: Eukaryota; Viridiplantae; Streptophyta; Magnoliopsida; Fabales; Fabaceae
Exons: 1
Coding region: 1-951 (316 amino acids)
Source: RefSeq, a predicted model, not a curated record
AUGUCGGUAUCAUCAUCAUCAUCAUCUCGUGUUUUUGACACCAUUAAUGAAUGUCUCAUACUGGUACAAUCAGAUUCUCAUGAAACUCAGGAGAAAGGUCUUCAAACAUUGGCUGCCGUCACCAAGGUAAGUCCCCAGAACAGAACUUUGCUAGCUCAGAUAGAUGGAGCAAUCUCAACAUUGGCCACACUCACAAAUGCUUCCUCCUCCAUUAUCCAAACCCUUUCCUUGUUGGUCCUCUUUAACCUUUCCCUCAACCUUGAUCUAAAGCAAUCUCUUGCAGAUAUGGAAACCAUUUAUCACCUCAAUUCUCUCAUUAACUCAUCAUCAUGUUCCAUUGAUUCAUGCAAACUUGCCUCCUCAUUGAUUUGCAGUUUGGCCAUGUUUGAUAAAAACAAAGCCAAAUUUGGGGUAGCAGGUACUGUUCAGUUGCUGGUGAAGGCCAUUGAAAGUUCUCUUCUUGAUUCUGCCGAUUCACAUCACCUUUUGAGUUCUUUGGCUGAACUUGUUCAAUUCCAUGGAAAUUGUACUUUGGCUGUUCGAGGUGGAGUGGUUCCGGUGCUGCUUCAAGUUGUUCAGAGCACUGAUAAUAACAAUGAGGAUUUAGCUGGAACAUCUCUUACUGUUCUUGGUCUGCUUGUGAGGUUUGAUGAAGGGUUGAAUGCAGUGAAGAAAACAAAUGAGAUAAUAAGUUCAAUGUUAAGUGCGUUAAGAAGAAGGUCUUUGUUGUGUAAGGAAGGUGCAGUUGAUAUUCUUGUUCGACUUUUUGAUGACAGUGAUGAAUGUGUUAGAGAGGCUUUCAUGUUUUCAGAAUUCUCAAGUCUGUUGGCUGAUAUUUCUGUAAGAGGCUCAGCAAGAGUGAGGGAUAAGGCUGAUUUGCUAAUGAGGAAGAUUGCAAAGGUGAGCUUAGAGACUAACAUGGAAUUAGCUUGCUCCCUGUAUGAUUAUUAG